Cuscuta campestris is the source of this 1052-nucleotide messenger RNA. Lineage: Eukaryota; Viridiplantae; Streptophyta; Magnoliopsida; Solanales; Convolvulaceae. The record is from the annotation of a GenBank genome assembly.
CCCCCCCUUUGGAUGGUUUUCUGAAUGAGAACUCUUCCGCUUACCAGGCCAAACCUACAAAACCCCGUCGCCACAUUCCUCAGAAGGGAUUCUUUUUUUCUCACAAUGAAUGAUUCAUUUUUGCAGACAUCUGAGAGGACUUUAGAUGCCCCAGAUAUUUUGGAUGAUUACUACUUGAAUCUACUAGAUUGGGGAAGCAUCAAUGUUCUCUCUAUUGCUCUUGGGAGUACUGUUUACCUGUGGGAUGCUUCUGAGGGCAGCACUUCUGAAUUGGUCACAGUUGAUGAUGAAUUUGGUCCGGUUACGAGUGUUAAAUGGGCUCCCGACAGAAGGCAUGUUGCCAUUGGCUUGAAUAAUUCUGAUGUCCAGCUUUGGGAUUCCACGGCUAACAGAUUCUUACGAACUUUGAGAGGUGGCCACCAAUCACGAGUAGGAGCCCUCGAUUGGAACAAUCAUAUACUGACAACAGGUGGGAUGGAUGGUAUGAUUUUCAACAAUGACGUCCGGGUGAGAUCACAUAUUGUGGAAACCUACAGAGGACAUAGUCAAGAAGUGUGCGGCCUAAAAUGCCUUAAGGCCUAUGAGGAAUGGGUUACUCCUGGUGGAUCUGGAUCAGUCAAAGAUUCAUCAGAUCAAUUGUUGUUAACAAGGGCUGAAUGGCAAGAAAGGCAGAAAACUGAGUCAAGGCAGGCCGGCAGGGGUCGUGGAACAGGAUUUAGUGAUCACCGUGGCCGAGGUCGUGGGCGUGGCAGACCUAACGGGCAUGGACGAGGGGGCCGAAAUCCCUCAAAUAAUAACCGAAGUUUUGGACAGGAUGAACAACGUGGUAAACGCGACCGAAGGAACCUACGGUGUUAUAAUUGUGAUAAGCUUGGUCAUUUCUCCGCCGAGUGUCGGGCUCCUAGAAGAACCGAUGAUGAAGUUAAUCUAGCAAAGGAAGAGGAUGAACCCACUUUGCUAAUGGUAAAGAAUGUACAAGAUGUGGUGAUGCUGAAUGAGGAGAGAGUGUUUCCUUGUGAAUAUGCCAAAGAGAGCAGCGAGGAAGGCACGUG